GGCGCUGAUUUACAAGUACCUCAUGGCGGGCGUGCCCGUGCCGCCCGAUCUCCUGCUCCCCAUCCGCCCCCACCCCGCCGGCGCCGGAGCCACCUUCUCCUUCGCCAACCCCGCCGCCUCGCCCUUCUACCACCACCACCACCCCUCCAUGAGUUACUACGCCUACUAUGGCAAGAAGCUCGACCCGGAGCCGUGGCGGUGCCGCCGCACCGACGGCAAGAAGUGGAGGUGCUCCAAGGAGGCGCACCCCGACUCCAAGUACUGCGAGCGCCACAUGCACCGUGGCCGCAACCGUUCAAGAAAGCCUGUGGAAUCCAAGUCUGCUUCCCCUGCGCACCAGUCGCAGCAGCCCCCGUUGUCCGCCGUCACGUCCGCCACCCGCGACGCCGAGCCUCUCCCCUCCCUCCCGGCGGGGGCUAAGACCCAUGGCCUGUCCCUCGGCGGGGCUGGCUCGUCGCAGAUGCACGUCGACGCCUCGUCAUACGGCAACAAAUACUCCCUUGGAGCUAAAUCUGACGUGGGUGAACUGAGCUUCUUCUCUGGAGCAUCAGGAAACAACAAUAGGGGCUUCACCAUCGAUUCCCCAACGGACAGCUCGUGGCACUCAAUGGGAUCCAGCCUGCCCCCGUACCAACUGUCGAAACCUAGAGAUUCCGGCCUCAUGCAAGGCGGCUUCUCGUAUUCCCACUUUGAGCCGUCGCAGGAGCUUGGGCAGGUAACCAUCGCCUCGCUGUCCCACUCCCAGGAGCAGGACCGCCGCUCCUUCGGUGGCGGUGGCGGUGGUGGUGGUGGAGGUGGAGGGGCAGGGCUCAUGGGAAAUGUUAAGCAGGAGAACCAGCCGCUGAGGCCCUUCUUCGACGAGUGGCCGGGGAGGCGGGACUCGUGGUCGGAGAUGGACGACGAGCGCUCCAACGGCACCUCCUUCUCGACGACCCAGCUCUCGAUCUCCAUCCCAAUGCCUCGAUGUGAUUGACGGGUGCGAGCGGCAGGUGCAGGGCGUGCACGUACCUGCGCUGUGGCCUCUCCUGGUUCUUCGUGUCCAUUGUAUUCGUGCUAUGAACUCGGUUUAAGAGCAAAACACUUGCGCGUAGUUGUUGUUGGCGGAGAUAAGAGGAACCUGUAGCUGUUUUCAAGAUUCCACGUUGCGUUGUACGCUCACUCUCGGACAAGUUUGUGUGUGUUGUUGUUGUGGUAGAUCAUCUUGUGGAAUGUAUAACUGCCUAUUUGUCGGUGUUGAAUGAAUCCGAUGUUGCUUA
Messenger RNA from Triticum urartu, 1256 nucleotides. RefSeq names its product growth-regulating factor 5. The record is from RefSeq and is a predicted model, not a curated record. NCBI's taxonomy places the organism in Eukaryota, Viridiplantae, Streptophyta, Magnoliopsida, Poales, Poaceae. Gene Ontology annotation, cellular component: nucleus. Gene Ontology annotation, molecular function: ATP binding. Gene Ontology annotation, biological process: DNA-templated transcription; regulation of DNA-templated transcription; developmental process.